GCUGCACCCAGUCCAUCACAGGCUUUCUUCUCGCUUUCUCGAACCUUUUUCGCUUUCUCCCCUCGCUCUUGACGAGUCUUUCUUGUCUUCUUCAUUUGCUCCCCAUCUUUCCUUUCUUUUUCGCAACGGACGCUCUAUUCGACUUCUUCUCCCACGACAUCGACAUGACUACUACUGUUACCGUCACUGUAUCUCAGGCCUCGACGACGGCCGGCGUUCAGAAGCAACGCACUCACCUCAUGCGUUCGACGCGCAAGCUCGGUUCCCUCCUCGGCGAGACUCCCCUCAUUAUCGACAACUCUCGCCACGAACACACCGCCUCCAUGUCCAGCAUGGCAUCCCGACGCUCAGGCAUGAUCUUCCUGGGCACCGAUUUGCUCGCGCUCCCCCCACCAUCGCCGGAUGGAUUGAAAUCUGUCGAAAGCUCCGGUGCAAAGAUGGAUAGGCCUAUGCUCUUCCUGCGUCGGCCCCUCCCCACCCUCCUCUCGACUGCGCCCUCGCCCCAAUCGCCCUCCUUCCCAGCCCUUACUCCAACGACACCUCUCACCCCGGAGACAGUGGUAGUGGAUCGACGAAAGAAGAUGGCAAAGCUUACCCGCACGCUCGGUGUCAAUCCCCCCGCCGAGCUUGUGUUCCGGGGAGUCAGUGCAAAAGAGUUCGCCGCGAUUCCGUCACCGCACUAUGUCUCUUCGGUGCUCGCGGCCUUGGGCCCUGCGAACAGUACGGUGGGAAGCCGCGCGUCCAUGAUGUCGGUGGAGUCGCUUGCCAGCCCCACACGCGAGGCGACGUUGUUGCCUUAUCGAGCCACCGCAGCGCGCAGCGCUUCGAGCCUGGUACUUUCCAGUCCUUCGGGACCAUGGGUUAAUGCACGCCCGGUACGCAUCGACCUCCAGCACUCGUUCAGAGACCCCGUAUCCUGCUCCCCCGGUCGCCACGACCUCGGAAGCCGAGGCCGUGGAGAGCAAGACUUCGCGCUCGACAGCCGACGCGCGGUUCCUCUCCCGACACUUCAUAGUGGACCUCCCGGAACGCACGUCCUCGCGCAUGCACGUCCAGAACCUCCGCGCCCUGUCGCCCGCUGUGGGCUUGCGCUCCCCGUCGCCGACCUGGUCAUUGUCUGAAGAUGUGGAUGCGGAUGCGGAUGAAGCGCUCGUACGCGAGGAGGUGCGGGAUGGGUGGACCGGCCAAUGGACAUUCGAGGGCGGGGCGGCGGGGCAGGAUAUGCAGGAUGUUGUCAAGCAGCUGCGUGAGAUGAGACUGUAGGACUGUAGCUAGAUGUUUGGUGAUGAACUUGCGCUUCCUUGCUUCAUAACGCAUACGAUUUACCGUGAUGUAGUAUGUCGUGUAUCACUCCUUCGUCUAUCAUCCUUGUUUAUUGGCGUAUCUGUAUCACACUCUUGGUGUAUUGAGCCUCACAAGAGUGCCUAACCACACGACUCGGAAUCUAAUCUUGAAUCCACGUUUCAAGAAGAGAAGGGUGACCUCAGGCGAUGUU
Molecule: messenger RNA, 1495 nt
Organism: Mycena citricolor
Lineage: Eukaryota; Fungi; Basidiomycota; Agaricomycetes; Agaricales; Mycenaceae
Source: the annotation of a GenBank genome assembly